CCCCCGGAAGAGAAAUGUCAAGUCGAGAAAUGUCAUUUUGCUCUGAACAACUUCACCUUGUCAUUUAUAACACCUUGCUCGUAACCGUAAAAAUAGACAUAGAGCGACAACUUCGCGCGCGACGAAAAAUAGCUCAAAAUUUCACUCGGAGUAGAUCAAUGUAGCUCAUUUUACUCAGUCAAUCAACUUGUUUUUUAUUUGAAAACACACAAAAAUAGGUUAAAAUGUGUUCAAAUCUAUUUUUUGCGUUUGGCAUUAAUCUGGCUUGUUAAAAAAACUAGAUAAUUCGAUUAUUUGGGAUGAAGCAAAAUUGUCGCGCGCGACGAGUAGCUCUGUUUGAAAAAUUGAGCUAUUUUUUGUCGCGCGCGCCGUUGUCGCUGUAUGUCUAUUUGGACGGUAACCCGCAUACAUCGGCCCCCUGUGCAAAGCGACGGAAGAAAUCAUUCCCUUUCGCGCAUUUUCUCAUGCUUUCUUUUUCCCUCCUACGGCAAAUUUGUCAAGCAGCGUUUCGAGCUACCCGUCCCUGGCACCGCUUCAUACCCCUCGCCUGAGCACGCUGUCGAAGGUUUGGAUGUGUUGGUGCGUCAGACGGCCAAUAGCUGUCAGCCGUCGUCCGUGCUUUUUCCCUCCAUAGCGCUAUCUCUUUCACGCGUGCAGCCCAAUUUUAAGACCGGUACCGCUACCGAUAGAAAAUGUAAACAAACGUCAACACAAAUUCAACCAGUGCUCAUCCCUGCCGUGAAAAGUUUCCCGAUAGAAAGCGUGAAAAUGGCCUCAAAUCAGGACAAGAAAAGUGGCUUGAUGUCCCAUGCAAUUUCCCGGCUCUACAAGCAGCGUCUGGAGGAAGUGGAAAGGGAACUCCUUCUUGCCCAGCAGCCAGAACCUCCGACUGCGGAUGACCGAGCGCGUGAUGCUGUGCCAGUGCAGUUUGAAGAUGUUCCGAUGCCCAUGGAAGUGAUCGACGAUGCUGCUCCGCUUAGCGAAAGCGAGGAGGAAGGUACGACCGACGCAAGCAGCGGCGAGGAUACAGACGUGGAGGAUAUCCAGGUCGAGGUGGAAAUGCCAGACCAUCCGUACGGAGAUCUUUCGUGCGAGGAUGGCUUGAGGAUGUGAGCUUGAGGAGGCCCUGCAAACUGGACAAACUCAUCGGAGUUUGAACCUUUUGCUGGGCCAUUUGCGACAUCACUUCCCCCAGACCAAAUUGCCACGAGAUGCACGGACGUUGAUGAACACGCCUGUGUCUGGAACACCGGAGACAGCCCUUACACCCAUCGCAGGUGGGCAGCUGUGGUACCAGGGUGUGGAAAAAUGCCUGCUUUCAUAUUUUCGCGAUUGUCAGGGGAUUGAGGGGUUCGAGUUGAACAUUUUUGUGGAUGGCCUACCCCUGCACAAGAGCAGUCGGACCCAAUUUUGGCCAAUUCUCAUGCAGGCUCAUAACGUUCCACAUACUCCUGUAAUGACGGUUGCUAUAUUCUGUGGCGAAUCAAAACCGUUAUUCGUCCAGGAGUUUUUGCAGCCGUUUGUGGACGAAAUGAACAGACUGUAUGUGACAGGUCUGACAAUUAAAUCCCGCUCUUACUGGGUGGAAGCGCGUGCAAUAAUUGCAGACGCUCCGGCACGAGCAUUUAUUAAAGGUGUUAAAUCGCAUAAUGCGUACAGCGCCUGCAUGAAGUGCACAAUCGUUGGUGACUUGGAAGGACACCGGAUGUACUUCCGGUAUGGUGAACAAUGCGCGCCUCGGAACCACAAGGAUUUUUGUGACGACAAAUAUCCAACACAUGUCAACAACCCUACGCCCUUUACGAGUCUAUUAGGUUGCGAUAUCGUUGACGAUUUUGUGUCAGCCGAAGACAUGCACUUAAUAUACAAGGGCGUAGAGGCAAAGUUUGCUACAUUUGUGGAUAAAUGGCUUCCCUGGCGUUGCUUGUUACUUGCCACGUCGCCAGCAACGUGAAGUGUCGGCGCACUUGCGUCUGUUAAGGCUGCCUUCAGAUUACCAACGUAAACUGCGCGACCUGCGAUACAUCCAUCUCUGGAAAGCUUCCGAGUACAGGAUGUUUCUGUUGGUUGCCGGUUUCGUUGUUCUGAAGGAUAGACUUAUCGAUGCAGCGUACCAACACUUCAUGUUGUUGAUGAUGGCUGUGACGUUCAUGUCCACCACGUACCAUCGCGCUAAAUGGGAACUGGCUGAUUCAUAUUUGCAUAGGUUUGUGGCAGCCUAUGGAGAUCUGUACAGCCCGGUUCUCAUGAAUAGCAACGUGCAUAACUUGCUGCACGUUUACAAUGAUGUUUGCAGGUUCGAUGGGCUUAAAAACAUAUCAGCCUUCAUUUUUGAGGCAUUUUUGCAUGACCUCAAAAAGUUGGUGCAUUCCGGGAGGCACAGCCUGGUACAAGCGGUCCAUCGUCUGCUGGAACUGCAACAUGUCAUUGUUGCCAAGCGUCAGCAAAACAAACCGGUGGACGAACCAUCGGUGCGCACGGUUGGUGUCGACACCAUAACGACCGUGCGGCAGGGCUUCGCGCUGCGAAAAAACUUUCGCGAUCAAUGGUUUAUGACCAACUCGGGCGAGGUGGUCCGUUACGAAACGGCCACAAAAACAGGCAAGGACGUUACGGUGCAGGUGUACGCGUUUUUCAAACAGGUGCCUGCCUUUACGGAACCUUGCCUUUCAACGGAGGCGAAUAUUUACUCUGCCAACAUGGUAGAUUUGAACAAGGGUGAACUGCAACACUACACCAGCAGCACGCUGAUGUGCAAGGUAGCUGCAGUGGAAACGGAACAGGAAGGGGUGUUAAUGUUUGUACCGUUGACACACACUUACAUUUGCUAGACAAUAAAUUAAAAAAAUAUGCCUCUUCCCAAAA
This is a messenger RNA of Anopheles gambiae (African malaria mosquito), 2865 nucleotides long. RefSeq lists its product as uncharacterized. NCBI's taxonomy places the organism in Eukaryota, Metazoa, Arthropoda, Insecta, Diptera, Culicidae. Bases 382 to 1113 code for a protein of 243 amino acids. The record is from RefSeq and is a predicted model, not a curated record. The transcript is spliced from 5 exons.